Molecule: messenger RNA, 651 nt
Organism: Xenopus laevis (African clawed frog)
Lineage: Eukaryota; Metazoa; Chordata; Amphibia; Anura; Pipidae
Product: kielin/chordin-like protein
Exons: 6
Coding region: 1-651 (216 amino acids)
Source: RefSeq, a predicted model, not a curated record
AUGAUUCAGUUACCUAGAACUUCUAUGAACAAGGACGUGCAGCUAACCAGGGAACUUCUUAUUGCAGGGCACAAAAUCGGAGGAAGCCACAGCAGAGAAAGGGAUGGAAAAUGCUACCGCUAUGUGUGCGACAGCACUUGUAAGAGACCAACCAGAACUGAAGUGGAAUGUACACCACCAACAACAACCCCUCCAACCACCACAACAUGUGCCUGUCAUCAUGAGGGAAGAAUGUAUCAGCCAGGAGAGAAAUUACAAGGAAGUGAAAGCAGAGAGAGGAAUGGAAAAUGCUACGACUAUGUAUGCGACAGCACUUGCAGGCGACCAACCCGAAGGGAAGUGACAUGUACACCAACUACACCAACAAGUAAGUACUUACCACUAAGCAAGAGACAUGCAACAACCCCUACAACCAUCACCACAUGUGCCUGCCAUCACGAGGGAAGAGAGUACCUGGCAGCAACAACCCCUCCAACCACCACAACAUGUGCCUGUCAUCAUGAGGGAAGAAUGUAUCAACCAGGAGAGAAAUUACAAGGAAGUGAAAGCAGAGAGAGGAAUGGAAAAUGCUAUGACUAUGUAUGUGACAGCACUUGCAGGCGACCAACCCGAAGGGAAGUCACAUGUACAUCAACUACACCAACAAGUUAG